Messenger RNA from Tetrahymena thermophila SB210, 1281 nucleotides. RefSeq lists its product as hypothetical. The record is from RefSeq and is a predicted model, not a curated record. Gene Ontology annotation, biological process: maintenance of mitotic sister chromatid cohesion; mitotic sister chromatid cohesion. The transcript has a single exon. Gene Ontology annotation, cellular component: nucleus; chromosome, centromeric region; chromatin. NCBI's taxonomy places the organism in Eukaryota, Ciliophora, Oligohymenophorea, Hymenostomatida, Tetrahymenidae.
AUGAUAGAAGAAGAAAACUAAGAAGGCCUAGACUUUUUUAAAAAUUUUAAGUAUAGCGAAUAUUUUUCUAAUCUUAAUAAUAAGCUUUUUAUUAUGCAAGUGCCAUAAUAAAUUUUAGAUGAGCUUAAAUAAAAGGAAGAAAUUUCAAUAAUAUCAAAAGACAAAAAUGAUAUCGCUAAAUUGGUCAGCAAUACUGAGACUUACAAGAUAAAAAGAUUUGAUUAUCCUAAUUCUUAUUUCUUAAAUGAAAAGAUUGACGAUAAUUUCUAUGUGCAAGCAAGCACAAAAAGUGUUUUUUAACUCGAAAAGCAAGCAAACUAAAAAGAUAAUUUGUACAAAUUUUUAAAGAAUAAUGAAUUAAAAGAAAGCGAUUUUGAUGGAGAUCUUAGAGGAUAAAACAUGUAACAAAAAGGAUUCGAAAUUAACGAUUUGAUCAAUGAUUAUUUUAUUAGUAGAAAUAAUUUAUUGGAAUUUUGCAAGGAAAUAUAUGCCAUAAAACUCGAAGAAAAAAUAUUUUUUUUGGAAACUGAGAUCUUUUUGAAGAUUUUUAGAGAGAUUUUAAACAUUUUAUCAAACAAUUAAGAAAAUGCAGAAUUUAGUUAUAAGUGCAUCACUUUGGAAUCUUUGAAGGAAAUAUUUCCUUCAAUCAAUGAAGAAAUACUAUUAACUGUUAUGAAUUAAUUUUCAAAAUAAUUUAAUACGAAUGAAGAAAACAAGGAUUCUGUUCAGUUUUCUUUAACUUAUGAAAGCCUUAUAAAAUUUAUAAUGACAGAACUUUAUUUAGCUAAAAAAGAAUACUAUAUGGAUGAUUUCAUUGAAUUUACUGAGAAGAUGAUUGCAGUUUAUAUACCAGAGUAAAUUCAAAAUGAGAUAGCUGAAUAAGAAAAACUUGUUACUAUUUAAAAAAUGCGAAACAAAUUUUUCAUUGCUUAUGAUACAAACAAUUAUUAAUUUGCAUAAGGAAUAGAUAUGAAGAAAAUAACUCUUGUUGGAUACAAUCAUUACUUUUAUACAUUUGAUGCUAAAGAGAGAGUUGCUUUCCUAUUUGAGAAAAAGAAAAAUUUCUUCCCAAAUGAAUUCAGAGAGUAUCUAGAAGUUCUAAACUUACAAAAGAAAGAGUUAGAUGAUUUAGUUUUGAACAGCUGUCGUUCAAUAUCAAUUUCUAUUCAUAAAAAAAAUUAAGAAAUAUUCUCAAGGAUCUAUCCUAAUGAACCCCUAAACAAAGAUAAGCUCAACCCAGAAAAUUUCUCUUGCAAAGUAUAUAAUUAUAAAAAGAAAUGA